AUGGACUCCAUUUUAAGAACUGUAAUAAUCGCUCAAAGAAAUAUAGAGUUAGAAGAACCAUAUCUCAUUAUUAACGAAAACAUUUCUCCUAAGCUAAAUGAAUUUCUCCGUUCUAUGGAAAAUAUAAAAUUUGAAGAUGGCGUCUAUCAUACUUAUUACGGAGGAUUAAAAGUGAUAGUAAAUAACUUUUUGGUUUACUGGUCAGCCGUAAUAAAUGAAUGUUUUAAGGAUGUAGAUGCCUUGAGUAAUCGUAUUACCAAGGAUGAAUUACUGGAGUUGAUUGACAGGUCCAUUUCAAUCCACGAAAACAAGCAUGAAGAAUUUGUAAAAUGUUUCUUUCCGGUAGAAAACCCAGAGGACUUAGACUUAUUUGAAGACCUUGAAAAUAAAUACGAAAUUUUUCAACAAGGUAUGGCAACAUGCAGACAGGAAGUUGUACAUUAUGAAAGGCAAGAGCAACUAGACCAGUUUGUUAUCAAAAAUAGCGAAUUAGGAGCGAGAAAAAAGAAUGAAGUGUUUGAAUGUGCCCAUACUAUUAUGGCGUUAUGCAUGGCGGAGAAUUUGGCCAAAAUUCGAGCAAGUUUAAUAGAAAUAAGAAAUCGAAUUCAGCAAAACCUAUGUAAGUUAUGUGAUAAUCACGAUAAUGCACUGUCUGGGAUGCUCGAUGAAUUAUAUGAUAAAAACAAAGAAAAAAUACUAAUAACACGUCAAGAACACAAGCUCUCUGUGGAGGAAGCAGAGAUUAAUAACACAAUAAAAAAUCUACGCGUAAAAAUUGAAGAGCACCAGAUUGUUAACAAAUCACUUCAUCACAUUGAAGAUGAAUUAAAGUACUGGGAAAAAAGGUUAUCGGAAUUCGAAAAGAUUGAACACACUAUAUUGAAACUGAGGGCAGAACUACGGAACACGGAGGAAUACGAAAAAACUUUUAAAGAGAUGAGUGAUCCGAAACAACGUGGAACAAGGCGGGAUUGUUGGGCAAUUAUGGCGGAAAACAUAAAAAAUAGAAAGGAGAUUAUUAAUGAAAAAUUAGUAGAAGCUUCCAAAGCAUUGAUCACCUUUUUUGCCGUUCGUGGACAAAAUAGAAUAUUAUACAAGGAUGACAUCGGCUCGUACAUAAUAGAUGACUUUGGACAUCAAGUUUAUUUGUUUGACCACGGAAGCGAUCUCCGUCAUGUCACCUGUGAUGGGACUUUUAGACAAGUUAAGGAAACCGACAAAUAUUAUUUUGACGUUUACGGUCGAUACGUGUUUAACGAACAUGGCAAAAAGGUUUACCAAUGUGGACCCUGCACAAGUACAUAUGAUUUAGGGUUUGACGAUCUCUUUGUAAAGACUACUUUGGAUUGCGGGCACUCCGAAGCAAAGAACCCACAUUGUAGGAUGCAGUUCAGAGAUCCAAUGGAUAUAGAAGUUUUGCCUUCAGUUGAACCAGUUGAUAUAAGAAAAAGCCUGCCUUCUGAAGUUGUAAAGUACCUGUGGGAUAAUCUUUCACACAUUUUGCCUGACGCUCUUUAUGAGACCGGAGAGAAGCAACCCAAAAAUCCUAUUCAUUUACUUUCUCAUUCAAUUCUCAGGAAUAAAUACACCAGAACCAAUGAGCAACUAGGUCAGAAGCGGGCCGAAGCAAUGAAAUAUUAUAAUGAUAUAUACACAAAUCGCAAAGAGAAAGCGGUUAUUUACUAUAAGGCUUGGAAAGAAAAGCAGGUGAAACCUAGGAAGCCAGAAGAAUUCGAUGACGCCGAGAGCAGAGCUGUCUACGACGCUUAUGUAGCUCACCAGCAUUUCACCAAUUGGAGUAGUGAACGCGAUGAACGUGAAGUAAACAGGGCGCGCAAUGAACUUGAAGUAAGCAAUGAGGGUGAUGAACAAAGUGUGGUGCGUGGGGAAUUGAAAGUAACCAGUGAGGGCGAUGAAUUUGAAGUAAGCAGGGAACGCAAUGAACUUGAAGUAAGCAGGGAGCUCGAUGACCUUGAAAUUUACAAGAAGCGCAAUGAACUUGAAGUAAGCAGUGAGCACGAUGAACCUGAAGUAAGCAGUGAAGGCGAUAAACAUGAAGUACCCAAGUAUUAGACUUUUUUCAUACGUUACAGAUGCCAUUGUGAACCUAAGUGCAAGCAGCACAAUUCUGACAAACAUAAAUUUGUAAAAUGUAUUAAAUUAAAUAAAGAAAAAAGCACCGAAAUUCCCCUCGACCUUCCCUCUUGGCAGGGAAAUUUCUAGUAGGUAGGACGUUAUUAGAUUAGUUGUUGAAUAUGAAAAACGAACAGCCAUUCCUGCGCUAAUUCUUUCCAGAAAGAUAGAUAACCUAACCUCCGGUUAAAAACACCGGCCUCAAAAGUCUUUCAUCCCCUGGCAUACUGCCACCCUUAGAGGUGGAAUAUUUUCUUGAAAUUUAAAUGGGACCACAUCUGAGGUACGUUCUUUUCAACAAAAAAAGAAUCAUGAAAAUUGGUUCACAAAUGGCGGAGU
This is a messenger RNA of Hyposmocoma kahamanoa, 2472 nucleotides long. RefSeq lists its product as uncharacterized. Lineage: Eukaryota; Metazoa; Arthropoda; Insecta; Lepidoptera; Cosmopterigidae. Bases 1 to 2073 code for a protein of 690 amino acids. The transcript has 10 exons. The record is from RefSeq and is a predicted model, not a curated record.